UUGAAACUUCCUUUUUGGGGCUGUCUGGCUCACCAGAUGUUUCCUGAACCCACCGUGUUCAUAACUCACUCCCUUCCCUGGUAGUGAAAGGCAAGAGAAGGACGGAGAGAGAGGUAGUAUGUCAUUCACUCUCAGUAAAGCCAAACACACAGAAAGAUACCUGGAGUCCAACUGAUCAAGUCUGGUCUGCACGAGCGUCUCUGCUACAGAGCUGACCAAGGCAUACGGCGGCUGGGAUUCACUUUGGCUGCAGGGACAGAACACUCUUUAACUCACCUGGACAGCACGCAAAGAAACACACAUUAUAAAUUCACUCAUUUUUGAACUGUUCACCUCCUCUUACACUUUUCGAGAGUAAGUGUGAGCUCACAGUCCGGUAUCCUGCUACUUUGCCCGGUGGACAGCCAGUAGUUGGUGAGCCGGUGAUGUCGUGGGACUGUGGCCUGAAGUACAUGUUCUCUGUGUCCCCUGCGCUGCAGCAGGGGAGCAUAUGCAUCCUGCAUGACAAGGAGGACCUGUCCAGACUGGAGAUGGUCCAGAGACUGGCCAAGGAUGGCUGCCGCUUCCUGCAGAACCACAGCAAGGCCCUGGAAAGGACAUGCGAGCCCCAGAGUGACGAGGCAGUCCGCGUGUGUCUGAGGGAGAGGGGCCACGAUGUGCUCGUUCUCCAGAGAGUGUCGUCAGAGCGGCCAGCCCUCGCUGCAUCGGCGAGGGGAGGAGGGAGGGAGGACGACUCAUCAACUGACUCUGUUGUGUCUGACAGGUACGUGGUGGUAUCGGGGACCCCAGAGAAGAUCUUGGAGCACUUGCUGAAUGACCUGACACUUGACGACUACCAGGGAACAACCCAGGGAAAAGAGUCAGAUACACUUCUGGAUGACUUUCUGCUGACCUACCCGGUGUUCAUGUCAACCAGUGAUUUGUGUCAAGCUCUGCUGGGACACUAUUGCACAAAGCGAUGCAGAGGGAAAGAGGACAGGAAGGAGGCACUGGAGAGGAAACGAAAAGUCUUGCACCUGGUGUCACAGUGGAUGUCUCUCUGCAAAGACUUCCUAAGAGAAGACGAGCAUGUCAAACUGUUCAUGAAGACUUUGUACCGUUACGUGUUGGAUGAUCUUUAUGAGCAACCAGCCCUGGAGACGGAUGUGAGGGAACUGCAGAAACUCUACCAGCUGCGACGCAGACAUACGGUGGAUGAAUAUUCCCCUCAAAGAAAGAGCAAGGCACUUUUCCACCAAUUGAGCCUGAAAGAGAACGGGCCCCAGUCCAGAGGCACACGGAGGGAGAACAAGGAGGUGCUGUGUCAUGUGUAUAUCACCAUGGACUCGUACCUCAGUAUGAGGGCCCAUGUUGGUGUAGUGGCCCAGGAGCUGCUGCAGGCAGUGGCAGAAAGGAUGGAUGUCCCCCAGGGGGAACUAGCACUGGUGGCCGUGACUUAUCCUGGAGGUAGGCUCCUCCUGCAGCCUCAGGACAGAGUUUUCUCCAAUUUUCUACAGCCGGUGGGGAGGUUGCACUUGUGCAGGAAGGACCUGGGGGAGGUCUUGUACCCGUUCACAGACAACUCAGAGCUGCAACAGAGGACGGCUCGCUUGCUCAGUUUAAACACAUGGGAUGUGGCUGUUGCCCUCACGAACUUUGACUGGACCAUCUUUGACUCAAUACAUGAGCAAGAACUGGUCUACUUCACCUUCAGUCGCCAUGCCAGCAGUAACCACACUGCGGCAUUAGAGCUGCUGCUGCAGCGCUGCGAUGAAGUCCAGCUGUGGGUGAUAACUGAGGUGCUGCUGUGCCCAACGCUCUGCAAAAGGGUCCAACUCAUCAAGAAGUUCAUCAAGAUCGCUGCCCACUGUAAAGCACAGAGGAACCUCAACUGUUUCUUUGCCAUUAUCAUGGGCCUGAACGCUGCAGCAGUUAGUCGCCUCAGUCAGACAUGGGAGAAAAUUCCUGGGAAAUUCAAAAGGCUGUUUUCCGAGCUGGAUGCAGUUACAGAUCCGUCACUGAACCACAAGGCCUACAGGGACUCCUUCAAGAAGAUGAAGGCACCAAAGAUCCCCUUUCUUCCUCUGCUACUGAAAGAUAUCACGUUCCUUCACGAAGGCAACAAGACGUUUCAUGAUAACCUGGUCAAUUUUGAAAAGCUGCACAUGAUUGCAGACACAGUGCGGCUCAUCCGGCAGUGUCAGAAAGAUCACAUGGGAAAUGGCAUCACCCAGAAGAGCAGCUCCGAAGUGCGAGCCUACAUUGAUUACCUUCAUAUCAUCGACAAUCAGCAGACCCUGUUUGAACUGUCACACAGGCUGGAGCCCCGUGCUUAGAGAGCUGCUCUUACCGUAGUCCCCACCCUUGUCAGCCAGACUGUUGGAUCGCCACGGGAACAAUCUAUCGCUGUCUCAUCUCUCUCUCAGGACUCAGAAGUCAGAGGAACACGGCAAGAUCCUAGCCGACCACAGGAGGGAGCCGCUCAAUUAGGAAACUCUCACCAGAGGCAGGAAUAAGCAGCAAGAGACACAUCUUAGGUUAGACUUAGGUCAACUUGUGCUGCCUGUUGGGAAGAGAAAGCAACACCAGUGGGUCCAGCUCUGUAGGUGCAAACUGCUGCUGCUGAUCCUGCUAUUGUUUUGCUUUCCUACAGGUGGCAGAGGUUGGCAGGUAAAGAACAACCCAAUAGCUCCCCUCUGUGGUGAAUCAGCAGCCUGCAAAAAAAAGAGUUUGUAGGUAAAAUCCUACCCAACCAUUAAAAAUCUACAAAAGAUGAACGUGUAAACAAAGUGUUGAACAUGGAAGCUCAUUCUCCAGAAUGGGAACAGUACAAUGGACGAAAAGGUCCACUUACUAGCCUUUUCAGAGCUUUUAACACAGGUCAUGUCACAUGCAUUGAUUAAGAUUAUUAGAUGCAGAUUGACUCAUGUUACAUGAUUUCGUAUUUACAGACAGUGUGAACCCAUUUGGCGCCAGAGGGUUGUUUCAUUAGAUUUAACCAAAGAGUAUUUCAGUCCUAUACCGUGCGCACACCUCUGUUUUCUCAGUUUGACACGAUCCAGAUGUUCUGUUUGCCUGAUGUUGGACAUGCAGUCACUUCUGAAUCAGUACAAUCCACAAGCUGAUGUCUUGCUAAACUGAACUAAUUCUACAGAAACAGUAAAAAAGGAUUGUUAAACCUAUAGUUAAAUAUUUAACAUUUUCAUAUAUUAUUUUCAUUAUCUAUUUUUACAUAGCAGAAUUCUCUUACCAUACGGUUUCCCACUGUUUUAAGUGCAGUGUAUUAGAUGAGACUUUACAAAAUUCAUAUGGUAUUAGUGCAGGGAAUUAGAAACUGAUAUACAGUAUACUGUAUUUGUUUGGUGUGUGUGUGUUUGUGUGAAACGUUGUGUCUCUCUGUGUGUGAGCUAUAACCCCGUACAUUAGUGCCAAAUACCAUAAAAAUGCCCAUUCAAGGUAAUGCUAAUUGCUCAUCUUUUUAAAAGCAUUUGCGUGAGGAUCUCCAUGUAGUUGAAGUGCGGACAAUCAGUGAAAUGGCACAGCAGAUGCAUUCUGUUACAUCUCUGUGUUGGUCUUUAAAGUUCAGGUUAAAACACAAUACAAGGCAUUUUUUUCCUCGUAUCAGGGGAUCAGCUAGCCACAUAGUUUUGGUACGAUGGUACCAGAAAUUAGCAUUUGGAAAACUCAGUAGCGACAUCUCUCCAAAGACGGCAACGUGGUGACUCACAGCAACCCACACUAACCCUUCUUGUGAACAGUUUUUUUGCUGAGAACUGCUUUCUAGUUGAACCAAAUGUAACUCAGCUUGGACACUGAGCUACAGGCUGACCGAUAUUAUACAGGAAAAAUGGGUUUUAUUGUGUUUUUUGGGUGAAGUGUCCCAAUAAAUAAAGAGCAAUAGCAAAAUCAAAUACUGCAGCACCUUCUGAACAAAAAUAAGUACAGGAAGAAAAAUAGAAGCCAUUUGCUUAUGUACAAUGUCUAGUAUUACCACUGUAUACAACUGUAUAGUGUGUAGUCAUAGAAGAUACAGUAUUUAUUGUCCAAACUGGUCAACUGAAAAUGCUCACUUUUGCCCCAAGGUUAGGCCAUUUUCAGUAGGCGUUGUGAAGUGCUGUAGAUGGAAUGUUGCAUUAUGUUCUUGAAAUUUUAUUUGUAUAUUUUUGGAUUUUAAGGCUCACGGUGAACAUGGAAAUAGCGUGCUUUAGAAGGAAUCUAUCUUAUUUUGAAUUUCAUUUUUAUCAUCAACAAUGUACAGUUGAUUUUAUUUAUACUGUAUAUAUAUGUUGAAAUUCCGGAUACAUAAAUUUAUUUAUUUCAGAACUAUUUAUUUGUUCUAUAGAUAUUAAUUCAGUUUAAUUACUGUUUUUUUUUUGUACACACUGUUUUGGUUGGUCUGCAUGAUGUGGCAAACCAUGGAGUGACCACCAGUGUCAGCUGUGCAUGCAAUAAAAUAUUUUACAUCGUCACGAGCCAGUUAUUGUUUAAGGUUGUGACAUUCAGAAUUCAUUCCAACA
Molecule: messenger RNA, 4496 nt
Organism: Xiphias gladius (swordfish)
Lineage: Eukaryota; Metazoa; Chordata; Actinopteri; Istiophoriformes; Xiphiidae
Product: rap guanine nucleotide exchange factor 5-like
Exons: 18
Coding region: 426-2315 (629 amino acids)
Biological process (GO): Ras protein signal transduction; positive regulation of GTPase activity
Cellular component (GO): plasma membrane
Molecular function (GO): guanyl-nucleotide exchange factor activity
Source: RefSeq, a predicted model, not a curated record